AUGGUCAACAAAAUGAUGUUUUCUGAUGUGUCCAGUGGCGGAAGUCAACGCGGCUGUGCUGUUGUGCAUCCGAUAAAGUUGAUUUUUCCCAUACCUACUGCUAGACUUGAGACCUGCAUAACUCCAGAAGCUUCUGUCCCGCGUGGUAUUACAAAUUCUUCAGCUCAUCUGCUCUCCGGCUUACAAAAAUUCUACCACGGUUUCGGUCGUACACGAUUUCCCGGGUCCUUGCGGGCGGCCUCCCGUGUCACGGAGGAUGAGCCAGAUGUCGCCAGCCGUGGCCUCCAUCACCACGCAGAGUUGGUGAUGCAAGGGGUGCAGCGAGCUCUCGCCUACAUCGUGCUCACAACGUGGGAUCAAGACCAGGGUCCGGGGACGUUCCGGUCCAGAUACCCUACUGCUCGAGGAGAUGUUGCUCCAGAAUUGAACACCGGCGAGACCGGCUUCCCCGUCGCGCAGCUUCCGGGUAUGCAUGGCGGCGCGGCCCCUCCCAAUGGUGCCCAUCUGCUUGCAGACAUUUGCAGCAGCAAGACCUACACACCGUCAAUGUAG
This is a messenger RNA of Colletotrichum acutatum, 552 nucleotides long. RefSeq lists its product as uncharacterized. The record is from RefSeq and is a predicted model, not a curated record. The coding region runs from base 1 to 552 and encodes 183 amino acids. Lineage: Eukaryota; Fungi; Ascomycota; Sordariomycetes; Glomerellales; Glomerellaceae. The transcript has 5 exons.